GAUGCCCAAUUCAUUCUGGUACCAUUAGUUGUAAAAUUGACGAUGCUGGUAGCCAUGAGAUUAAUGGUGUUCGAAGGAGGGACGUUCUUAACUGCUUUGGGGCUGCCAUUAGCAUGGAAUUGGUGGCAGGCUCCAGCCCAAUCUCGAGCCCAUUCAUUGAGGCAGCUAAUGCUGCUGAUUUGAUACAAAGAAGACAACGUUCAGACUUUCAAUCAAGUAUAAAGAUGACCCUCUAUAAAGCCAUUAAGGCAAAUCCAGAGCUGAUUUCACCCCUAUUAACAUUAGCACUUAAUGAUUCUAUGACAUAUGAUAAGCCAACAAAAACUAGAGGCCCUAAUGGAUCCAUACGCUUCAGCUCUGAGAUUGAGAGACCAGAAAACAAAGGACUUUCUGCUGCUUUAUCAAUGGUGGAAGAAGCAAAAAAAGAGAUCGAUUCUUACUCUAAAGGUGGACCAAUUUCAUACUCCGAUCUCAUCCAAUUAGCAGGUUUGGUGUUUGAUGAGGACGAAAGUACCCUCCACAUCACUGAGUUGCCAGUUAGAAGGUGGACACAGGAGUAUAAGGAGUUUUUGGAGGUUGCUUCAACUGCUGGAAAAGAUAAGAAACCUUUCAUAGAGGGAAUGGUUCUUUCUGAAGCUAAGAAAAUAAUUGAUUCAUGUAUGGCUGCAAAGGGUUGA
Lactuca sativa (garden lettuce) is the source of this 677-nucleotide messenger RNA. RefSeq names its product thylakoid lumenal 29 kDa protein, chloroplastic. The record is from RefSeq and is a predicted model, not a curated record. Gene Ontology annotation, biological process: cellular response to oxidative stress; response to reactive oxygen species; hydrogen peroxide catabolic process. Gene Ontology annotation, cellular component: chloroplast thylakoid membrane. Lineage: Eukaryota; Viridiplantae; Streptophyta; Magnoliopsida; Asterales; Asteraceae. Gene Ontology annotation, molecular function: peroxidase activity; heme binding.